UUUAUUUCUCCUGACAAUUAGUAUCUCUAUGGUUCAUAAUUCUGCAGAAAAAUAGUAAUUACCUGAGAGACAAAUGAAAUUGGAUGCUCAUGUGUUUUAUAAGGUGAAAGUAAUUGUACUGAAAGAUGAAUUUUCUAAAGAGAUCUAUGCUUAUCCCAAAUAUACUGAGAAGAAAUAUUUUCGCAACAAGUUAUUUGCGAGCAAUUAAGAACCCAUGCCCUCCUUCCCCCACUAAUGAAGACUUUCAAAAACUAAUUGUGCGACCCCAAUUUAAACGACUGAAGGAUAAUCAGAAGAAGUUUCAGGUGGAUGAUGGGCUACCAGUUUGGUUGAAGGGAGGUUUUAAAGACAAGCUGUUAUUUCAGAUAACAAUUAUUGGACUUCUUGUAUGUUUAGUAAUGUCAGGUCAAGUUUUGUAUGAGUUAACGACGAGAUGAAGUAAUGUAAUAUUUCAAAUUUUCAAUUAAAUAUAAAUUCCAUCAAA
Coccinella septempunctata (seven-spotted ladybird) is the source of this 484-nucleotide messenger RNA. RefSeq lists its product as uncharacterized. The record is from RefSeq and is a predicted model, not a curated record. The transcript has 3 exons. The coding region runs from base 126 to 437 and encodes 103 amino acids. Gene Ontology annotation, biological process: mitochondrial electron transport, cytochrome c to oxygen. Lineage: Eukaryota; Metazoa; Arthropoda; Insecta; Coleoptera; Coccinellidae.